AUGCAUCCUCCUUUGCACACAAUGAAUGCUCUUCCUUGCGAAGACAUUAUUGCCGCUCUCGAAGAAUGCCACGCAAAGGGCUUCAUGCACAAAGCCACAGGCGCCUGCAACGAUGAGAAGAGACUGGUAGACAAGUGUCUGCGAGAGGCGCGAUCCGCAAAGCAAGCCGAGAACAGGACCGCCGCGAGAGCAAAGCGAGAUAAGCUCAAGGAACAGCAGCGAGAGCUGGGUCUCUAA
Trichoderma atroviride IMI 206040 is the source of this 237-nucleotide messenger RNA. RefSeq lists its product as uncharacterized. NCBI's taxonomy places the organism in Eukaryota, Fungi, Ascomycota, Sordariomycetes, Hypocreales, Hypocreaceae. The record is from RefSeq and is a predicted model, not a curated record. Gene Ontology annotation, cellular component: mitochondrion.